Pogona vitticeps (central bearded dragon) is the source of this 3948-nucleotide messenger RNA. Lineage: Eukaryota; Metazoa; Chordata; Lepidosauria; Squamata; Agamidae. The record is from RefSeq and is a predicted model, not a curated record.
GGUGGGCGUAGGAAGAGCCGCGCGUCGGAAGAGCCCCGCGCCACGGAGGCGGCCUGGAAGGGAGGUGCCGCCGGUUCGAAUCCCGGGUGGGGCAGGUGGCAGGGGUGGGUCGCUCUGUACGUCCCCGGGAAAUUGGAGGGUGAGAGGGCUGAGAGGAGGGAAUGGUUUGGGAGUGAUAUCUCCACCAACCCGUUCCUUUAUCCUUUUUUUUAAGCUCCCCAUCAGGACUCUUAGGAAGAGUUUGGGGUGGUUGCGUUGGUCUUGCUGUGUUGGGAGGGGUUAGGGCUGGGUAGACCUGAGAGUGGGGCCAAACCGGUCCAAAACUGGGGGACUUCUGUGAGAGUAGGGGGUGGAGGUAGUUCACUGGGGGAGGGUCAGAUUUAGGGUAGCUCAGGAGCCUAAGGUGGGGAGGCUGGGUGUUUGGACAGAGGUGGGACUGAGUCUGUGAAGACUUGGGUCAACAUUGGAUUGCCCCCCCCCCAGGAGGGAAUCUAGGCGGGGUGUUGAGAUUUCUGGGCGUCCCACCAUUGCCAUGGAAGAAGCAGAGUCAAGUGAGAGAACCCCGCUCUUAGGGAGCCAACCCCGCUCCCCUACGGGCUCCCCGGCCACCAGCGUGUUCCACGGACGGCGCCUGGCGUGUGCCGCGGUGCUCUUGGCGGAGCUGCUGGAGAGAGUCGCCUUCUACGGCAUCACCUGCAACCUGGUCUUGUUCCUCAACGAGACGCCCUACAACUGGGAGGGAGCCCAAGCCAGCCAAGCCUUGCUGGUGUUCAUGGGCAUCACCUACCUGGUUUCUCCCUUUGGCGGCUGGUUGGCCGACGCUUUGCUGGGCAAAUUCCCCACCAUCUUGGUCAGCAUGGCGGUGUACCUCCUGGGGAUGCUGGCCUUCCCGGCCAUGGCCCUGCCCGCCACUCGGCAGUGGCUCUGUGGGGAGCUUCAACCGUGGCCCGUCGAGAACUGCUCCUCGCCGGUCGCCUCCAACGUGACGUCCCCUCCUUGCGAGCUGGAAGGUGCCACCCGCUACUGCCUCAUCCCGACCUUCGUUGGCCUGGUGCUGGUGGGAAUCAGCGUUGGUUCGGUCAAAGCCAAUAUCACUCCAUUUGGAGCCGACCAGGUCAAGGAUCGGGGCCCCGAGGCCACCCGGAGGUUCUUUAACUGGUUUUACUGGAGCAUCAACUUGGGGGCCAUCCUCUCGCUGGGCGGGAUUGCCUACAUCCAGCAGAACGUGGACUUCAGCACCGGCUACAUCAUCCCGGCGGUCUGCAUCGGGGUCUCCUUCGUCGUCUUCCUGUGCGGCCAGAGCGUCUUCAUCACCAAGCCGCCCGACGGCAGCGCCUUCACGGACAUGUUCCGGAUCUUGGCCUUUUCAUGCUGUUCCCAGAGGAGGGCUGAGGCGUACCCCAGAAAUAGGGACAGCCAAGGCGUCCUUCCGCAACAGCCUCGCAAGCAAAGCCUCUUUGAGUCGGCCAAAGUCUCCCGCGGGGGACCCUUCAGGGAAGAGAAAGUGGAAGACGUCAAAGCCCUCGUCAAGAUCAUCCCCGUCUUCCUGGCGCUCAUCCCUUACUGGACGGUCUACUUUCAGUUCCCAGCUGCCUGGCUCACCAUGUUUGAUGCCGUUCUCAUCCUCAUCCUGAUCCCUUUGAAAGAUAAGGUGGUGGACCCCAUCUUGAAGAGGAACGGCUUCCUUCCCUCAUCCCUGAAAAGGAUCGCUGUUGGGAUGUUCUUUGUGAUGUGUUCUGCCUUUGCUGCAGGGAUUUUGGAAAGCAAUCGUCUGAAGGUGGUGAAAAAAAAUAUGAUCAAUCAGACAAUUGGGAUCACGGUGUAUCACGCAGCCGAUAUGUCCGUCUGGUGGCAGGUCCCUCAGUACAUUCUGAUUGGUUUCAGUGAAAUUUUUGCCAGCAUCGCAGGUCUCGAAUUUGCUUAUUCCGCGGCUCCGAAAUCUAUGCAAAGUGCCAUUAUGGGCCUGUUUUUCUUUUUUUCCGGAAUCGGAUCUUUUGUCGGCUCAGGCCUGCUGGCGUUGGUGUCUAUUAAAUCCAUUGGGUGGAUGAGUAAUCAUUCAGAUUUAGGUAACAUUAAUGGCUGCCAUUUGAACUAUUACUUCUUCUUGCUGGCGGCCAUCCAAGGGGUGACGCUUCUGCUCUUCCUCGUUGUGUCCGUUAAAUACGACCGCCAAAGGGCCCGGACUAAUGGAGUUGGUGGUAGCGGGCGGAUCUGAUGAGAGGUGCAACCGAAGAGCGAGUUGAUUUGCUCGGCUUCCAAGCAUCGCCCAUGGAACUGACGCUCCGCAAGAGGUCUUCGACGCUCCCGUAGCUGAACAUUUUCUGUCGACAUGCAUGUGAAUAUUGAGUUCUUCCUCCAGACCACUUUGAGGGUUUUUUUUUCCCAACCCUCUUGCCCCGUUGAAGGAACUAAAGUGCCUUAUUUUAGUGAGAUGAUUUUGUUGGUCUUGUUCUGUGCUGGCAAUACGGCACAAAACUUCCCCCCUCCCCUUUGGCAUUCACGCCGCGCCGCAUUUAUUCCAAGCUGUUUUCUCCAGUUGACGAAGGCCGCCAUUUGUUAGUUCCGGGAAACGGAGAUCAGAACGGACGACCGAUGUUGGAAGUAUUUGAACUCUCUUCAAGGGCACGCUUGGGGAAAAAAAGUGGACAAGAACAUGGCUUGGUUUUUACUUUCCUCACAAUUGAGGUCCUCUUUUUUUUAGUGUGAAACAGCUGAUUUUUUAAAAAAUCCCCUUAAACCUAUGGUUCUGUCGGUUAUACGGUGAUAAGUUGUGGAAAAGGGGUUUUUUUCCUGUGUUUUGACAAAAAGGGAUUGCGUUGGGACUGGUGUGUUUCUCAGAAACAAAGGUUCGAAAGAUUUCAGAGACCUAAAUCAUGUCGCUGGACACAGCUAAAAGAAACGUGGGUUUUACAUAAGUGUUGGUGUCCAUAAUUGUUGGCAUCUGCUUUAGAUCGGACCACCAGCAGGAUAUUAUCUAUUAUCUUGGUUAAUUAAUAGGCCUUACUGUCCAACAGGGUGAUCCUUUUUUUAAAUAAAUCUGUUAAAUUUUGGGUUACGAAACUGAGCUAAGAUGAGAGUUUUCUCUUUCCUUUGCCUCACGCCUGGUGAACAAACCAGAUAUCUCCAAAUGUUUGGAAAACGUGAGAUGAUGAAUAAGCAGGUUUAUUGUUUCUGGGUGGUCCGUCUUUCCUGUUCUAGUAAAAAACAACAACCCAAUGCAUAGCAAAAAAAACAGAAUAAAGGACAGAGGUCUGAUUUUAAACAAGGAUGGGUGGAUAAAGGCACAAACAAUGGCAAUGUUGAUGUAAGUGGGAGCAAAUGAAGAGUUUGACCCACUGGGAUGGACAAGAGAGAAAUGGCAAGGGAUGAUGGGCUUUGUCAUUCAGCAGGAUCUAGAGGGCUAUAGCUUCCCUAUCCCUCUUCUAAGAUGGUUCAGGGUUAAGAAGUCAUCUUCUAGACCCGAGAUUCUUCCCCCAUGCCCCUAAUUGUUAUGAAAAUGUGCAAUGACAAAUGAAUGAUUAUGAAUCCCCAGGCCGCUUCAUAAAACCAUUAUGACAUAUUUCAGCAACGUCUACGGUCUGGGAACGGCGUUCUUUCCUUUCUCCCUGGGCUUAAUUUUUAAUCGUGUCUCCUCUGUUCACAACCGCGAGGACUGAGCAAAUGGUAAAAGCAGACGUUUGCAUAGAAAUCAUGGAGCGCACUGGCGGAAAGCAGGAGAGAGAUAGAUCGAUAUAAUUAAUUAAUUUCCAUUACUAACAAAUGUGUGUGAGAGUGUGAAAUUUUUUUAAAGUUUUCUUUGGUGGUGUAUUUUUAAGCGUAUUUAAGCAAAAGAUCUUUGGUUUACUUUUCAGUAAAAUACCUUCUGUCAAACAAAACUGUUUACAAAACCCUUAACUCUGUGAGCCUGUGUUCUGAGGUAAAAUAAAAAUUAAAAUAGGCUGCAAUGUA